This is a messenger RNA of Tachyglossus aculeatus (Australian echidna), 2933 nucleotides long. RefSeq names its product aldehyde dehydrogenase 6 family member A1 (gene ALDH6A1). The record is from RefSeq and is a predicted model, not a curated record. Gene Ontology annotation, biological process: thymine catabolic process; L-valine catabolic process. The coding region runs from base 12 to 1646 and encodes 544 amino acids. The transcript is spliced from 12 exons. NCBI's taxonomy places the organism in Eukaryota, Metazoa, Chordata, Mammalia, Monotremata, Tachyglossidae. Gene Ontology annotation, molecular function: methylmalonate-semialdehyde dehydrogenase (acylating, NAD+) activity; malonate-semialdehyde dehydrogenase (acetylating, [NAD(P)+]) activity. Gene Ontology annotation, cellular component: mitochondrion.
GCAGGGCGGCCAUGGCGGGCGUGCUGGGGGUGCUGGGCCCCAUGAGGGCGGCGCGGACCGGCCUUUGGGCCCAACGUCUCCAAAUCUUUACCAAGCCGAGUCCUGGCUGCUGCGCUCCUGCAUCCUCCUCCUCCUCCUCGUCUUCAGCGCCGGCGGUCAAACUCUUCAUCGACGGCAAAUUCGUCGAGUCCAAAAGCGACCGAUGGAUCGAUAUCCACAAUCCCGCCACCAACGAGGCGAUCGGGCGCGUGCCCCUGGCCACCCGGGAGGAAAUGGAGGCCGCCGUCACCUCCUGCCGCCGAGCCGCGGCCUCGUGGGCUGAGACGUCCGUCCUGAGCCGCCAGCAGGUCCUGCUCCGCUACCAGCAGCUCAUCAAGGAGAACUCGAAAGAAGUCGCGAAGCUCAUCACCCUGGAGCAAGGGAAGACCUUGGCGGACGCCGAGGGCGACGUGUUCCGAGGACUCCAGGUGGUGGAACACGCCUGCAGCGUCACGUCCCUCAUGUUGGGCGAAACCAUGCCGUCCAUCACCAAGGACAUGGACACGUGGACGUACCGGCUGCCCCUGGGCGUGUGCGCCGGGAUCGCCCCCUUCAAUUUCCCGGCCAUGAUCCCCCUCUGGAUGUUCCCCGUGGCCCUGGUGUGCGGGAAUACCUUCCUCAUGAAGCCGUCCGAGCGCGUCCCCGGGGCCACCAUGCUCCUGGCCAAGCUGCUCCGGGAUUCCGGAGCGCCGGACGGGACGCUCAACGUCAUCCACGGACAACACGAAGCCGUGAAUUUCAUCUGCGACCACCCGGAGAUCAAAGCCAUCAGCUUCGUGGGCUCCAACCAGGCCGGCGAGUACAUCUACGAGCGAGGAUCCCGGAACGGGAAGAGAGUCCAAGCCAACAUGGGAGCCAAGAACCACGGCGUGGUCAUGCCCGACGCCAACAAGGAGAACACCCUGAACCAGCUGGUGGGAGCGGCCUUCGGGGCGGCCGGCCAGCGCUGCAUGGCUCUGUCCACCGCCGUCCUCGUCGGGGAAGCCAAAAACUGGCUACCCGACCUGGUGGAGAAAGCCAAAAAACUCCGCGUCGAUGCCGGUGACCGGCCCGGGGCCGACCUGGGGCCCCUGAUCAGCCCGCAGGCCAAGGAGCGGGUGUGUCGCUUAAUCGAGAGCGGGACCCAGGAAGGCGCCUCCGUCCUCCUGGACGGACGGAAGAUCCAAGUCGAGGGCUACGAGGAGGGCAACUUCGUCGGCCCCACCAUCAUCUCCGAGGUCAAGCCGAACAUGACCUGCUACAGAGAGGAGAUUUUCGGGCCGGUCCUGGUGGUCCUUGAGGCGGAUUCCCUGGACGAAGCCAUCCAGCUGGUGAAUGGGAAUCCCUACGGAAACGGGACGGCCAUCUUCACCACCAACGGAGCCACGGCUAGGAAAUUUUCCCACCUGGUGGACGUGGGGCAGGUGGGGGUGAACGUACCCAUUCCCGUUCCUUUGCCGAUGUUCUCUUUCACCGGCUCCCGUUCGUCCUUCAGAGGAGACACCAAUUUCUACGGGAAACAGGGCAUCCAGUUUUACACCCAGCUGAAGACCAUCAUCUCUCAGUGGAAAGAGGAAGACGCCACGGUCACCUCUCCCGCCGUCGUCAUGCCAACCAUGGGUCACUGAGCCCCGCCCGAUCCCGGCUCACUCCGUCCCAAGCCACCCUCCCUCUUCUCUUCUCCAUCCCUCCCCCGGAGCUCGUCCAGGUUCUCCUGAAUCCUCCGGGGUCCCCCGAGCCUGGGAAUCCCCGACCCCGGAUUCACCAAUCCUCCCCGUGAAGUCAAAAUGGGAGACGGAGGUGGAGGGAGUCACGGGUCACCCUCCCUCACCGCCAUCCCCCCUUUGACAGCCGUCGCUCUCCCGUUUCCUCUCCCGGCACAUCGGCAUCGCUCAAGGAGAUCGUCCCCUCUCACCCCCCACCCCAAACCCCCGGGGCUUUUGUUAAACACCCUCCGCCUUAAGCACGUAGCUCAGGAAUCAGUUUGGGGAGUCCUGUCGUUAGACCCAAGGAGCGAUUUUAAUUAUUCCCCCCGCCGUGGGAUGGAACCAGCCUCAUCGCUUCUCUUCGCCCGCUCUUCGGGCGAGAAACCCUCCCUCCCGCCGGCGUCAGCGAUUCGCUCCUCUCCUUCCCCUUCCAGUUCUUCGUUUCGGCCCGGGAGAAAUUUCCAUUUCCAGGGCCCGGUAGGCCUGUCUUGGCCGCGUGGCUUUUCGGUGCCAACUCGGGGAUUCGGCCUUUUUCUAUUUCGGUGCUUCCCUGGCCCCCUCUGAAGGUAGGCCCCCAUCUUUUCGAGAACGUGUCCCCCUCCCUUUCCGUCCUCCUCACCCCGGAUGAAUCCUGCCGUCGGGGCAUCCUGGCUGGAGAAUUAGGAGGAAAAUUAGGAGGGUCCCCAGACCCGGCUUAGCCCAAACUUCGGAUUGGCGAUUUUUCUCUCUGCUGAUUUAACAGGGACCCCGCUUCACGGGCGAACUAAGCGGGGAAGCGGAUCAGGCUCUCUUGAGAGACCAAGGCCUGGUUUGGCCCUCUGAGCGUCAGGACGGCGAGCCUUCCUCGGUGUCUCCCGACCACCGGCUCACGCCCACCGAAAUGCCUUCACGUGAUCGUGCCGGAGCAGAACGUUUCCAUGCCGUCCGGUUGCCCCUGAGUUUCCCUGGGGAACUUUUGCGGGUGGCCAUGAUGUUCCCGCCAGGCCUUUCCAGGCGUCUCUCGGGCAGGGUGAGAGGAGAAGGCCCCGGUGACGGGAAUUCGGGAAGGGCGUGCUUAAUUCCCACCGAUUCAUCACAACGUGUUCCCUCAAUCGACUACUCCUCUGGUGGCCCUGAUCCGAAGCGGCACGAAAACAAUCCCAACUCUUUUCCUCCACCCGCUCGGUGUGAUUAUGGAUGACGGUUGAAAAUAAACUUCCUAACAAGCCA